CAUAUUCCGCGUCACGUGAUCCGUUCAGCUGAUCGAAUCAGCUGACUUGGUUUCUCGCAGUUUGUCGUUCACAUAAAAUGUUGACGUUUUUGGUGUUUCUGUGUGUUCUGGUGGCGGUGAACGGGUCCGGUGUGUGUCCGUGUGAGAGUCCGGAGCUGUGUCAGCCGAUACAAGGGGAGAGAGAGCACGAGGUAUUUGUAUUUGAUGUGGGUGGAAAGGAAUGGAAGUCCUACAACUGGACUGUGGUGACAACUGUGGCAGCUUUUGGAAAAUACGAUGCUGAUCUCAUGUGUUACGCUCACUCCAAAGGUGCACGACUUGUCCUUAAAGGUGAUGUUCGCAUCUCCUCCAUUGUGGAUCAAACUAACAGAACCGCAUGGAUAACCAAGCAGGUAAACUUGGCCAAGAGCCAGUUUAUGGAUGGGAUCAACAUCGAUCUUGAGCAAGCGGUGGUUAAGGGCUCACCAGAGUACUUUGCUCUGACGGACCUCGUCAAAGAGACAACUGAGGCGUUCCACAGAGAAAUCCCAGGUUCUCAGGUUUCAUUUGAUGUUGCCUGGUCUCCAAACUGUAUUGAUAAGCGUUGCUAUGACUACGUCAGCAUCGCCAACCACUGCGACCUGCUGUUUGUGAUGUCUUACGAUGAGCAGAGCCAGAUCACUGGUGACUGCAUCGCAAUGGCAAAUGCCCCACUCGCCCAAACGCUGAAAGCCUAUGAUGACUAUUUAAAUCUAAAUAUUGACCGUAAGAAGUUGGUAAUGGGAGUGCCUUGGUAUGGCUACGACUACCCAUGUAUCAACCUUUCCAAGGAGGGUAUAUGUUUUAUACCCAAAGUUCCCUUCCGUGGAGCUCCUUGCAGCGACGCAGCAGGAAAACAAAAACCGUACAAGUGGAUCAUGAAGCGUCUCAGCAGCUCAUCGUCAGGCAGGAUGUGGGAUGACGAGCAGCAGGCUCCUUAUUUCUAUUACAAGGCCCAGGACGGGCAGACUCAUCAGGUCUGGUACGAUGAUCCACAGAGCAUCUGCGCCAAAGCUAAUUCUGUGAUGGAUAAAGGCCUGAGAGGCAUCGGCAUGUGGAACGGCAACAUCUUGGACUACAGCGAUGAUCCAGAUGCUGGGCAGCAGACCAUGCAGAUGUGGAACGCCCUAUUUGGGUGCCAACUAAAAUAAAUUUAACUCUCCUGCAGAAAUUUACACCUCUUCUAAGCCCGUUUCUCCAUCCAUCAAUUAUCUUUACCCGCUUUUUCCUUUUCGGAUCAUGGGGGUCACUGGUGCCU
This is a messenger RNA of Nematolebias whitei (Rio pearlfish), 1276 nucleotides long. RefSeq names its product chitobiase, di-N-acetyl- (gene ctbs). Gene Ontology annotation, cellular component: extracellular region. Gene Ontology annotation, molecular function: chitin binding; chitinase activity. The record is from RefSeq and is a predicted model, not a curated record. Gene Ontology annotation, biological process: carbohydrate metabolic process; chitin catabolic process. The coding region runs from base 78 to 1169 and encodes 363 amino acids. NCBI's taxonomy places the organism in Eukaryota, Metazoa, Chordata, Actinopteri, Cyprinodontiformes, Rivulidae. The transcript is spliced from 7 exons.